Staurois parvus is the source of this 379-nucleotide messenger RNA. NCBI's taxonomy places the organism in Eukaryota, Metazoa, Chordata, Amphibia, Anura, Ranidae. The record is from the annotation of a GenBank genome assembly.
GUCAAAAAAUUCAACACACCAGCAGUGUGAGGAGACCUGAAAGUGGCACAUGGCAUGGCAGAGUGUGGCGAUGGAGACAGCAGCAAGGGAGGCCGUACAGGGACCCAUGAGAGACUCUGGACCUGGCAGCAGCAUGAGGAGGCGGUAUAUAGGGGGCCUAUGGCAGAUUAGGGGCCUGGCAGCAGCUAUGGGAUGGCCUGUAAUCUGCCAGCACCCUAUGUCAAAAAAUUCCUACACACACCAGCAGUGUGUGAGGAGACCUGAAAGUGGCACAAUGGCAGAGUGUGGCGAUGGACGGACAGCAGCAAUGGGAGGUCACCCAUUGUCCCAACAUGGCCCAAAUAGUCCCAACAUGGGCCCCCUGGCCACGCUUGACUUU